Vespa velutina is the source of this 1238-nucleotide messenger RNA. It is a transcript of the gene CCDC53, whose product is annotated as WASH complex subunit 3. Gene Ontology annotation, biological process: exocytosis; actin filament polymerization. The coding region runs from base 118 to 681 and encodes 187 amino acids. Gene Ontology annotation, cellular component: WASH complex. Lineage: Eukaryota; Metazoa; Arthropoda; Insecta; Hymenoptera; Vespidae. The record is from RefSeq and is a predicted model, not a curated record. The transcript is spliced from 4 exons.
AGUUAAGAAAAUGGAUGAAGUUAACCAACCAGUAACUAAUGAUCUAUGGAAAUAUGAUUCUCAAUUUGACACUUAUUGCUUUCACAGAAUUUAUAUAAAAUUACUUUUAUAUACAGGAUGAAUGAUUAUAAAAUGCCUAUUAUCGAGCCUACUAUUGAUUAUACAAAGGUUCCACCGAUAAAUCAAAAAAGAACAAUUUCUUUUAUUAAUCAUUUUAUUAUACAUACUGUAACUUUUCUUAAUAAAUUUGCACUAUCAUGCGAAGAGAAAUUAUUUGAAUUUGAAAAUAAACUUCAAAGAGUAGAAGCAUCUCUAGCAAUUCUUGAAUCUCGGUUAUCUUCGAUACCAGACUUGCAACCAAGCACAGAUAUUCAAAAUGAUAACAUCAAAGAAAACAAUGAAGUUAAAUCUGAGAAUGUAGAAGUCUCAAAAAUAGAUGAACCAGAUAACGUAGAGGAAAACAAAUCUAGUAGCAAUGAAUCUUCUAUACAGCAAGUUGAAAGAGAUCCUCGUUAUGAUAAAUAUUUUAGAAUGAUUCAUUUUGGUGCACAAAAAGAAGCAGUCAAAUUACAAGUACAACAAGAAGGACUGGACCCGACUGUUUUGGACGAGCCACAACAUAUAUCUUCUUCUAAAGGCAAAUCGAAUGUGGCAAAUACAACUGCGAGUCAAGGUGACUAACUCAUUGAAUGUUAUAAACAUACUUUCGUUAACAUAUUUGUUAUAUCAAAAAAAUCACUCUUAAUAAAAUAAACAAAUAUAAAAAUUCAGAUUUAUUUUAUUUCUUAUUAAAUUUACAGAACAUAGCGUAAAAUAAAUCAUUUAGAACUGAAUCAUUUGUCCCUGAAAAUAAUAAUAUAUUAAAGAUUAGUACUUUAAAGAUUAGUACUUUAUAGAAUUUAGGUAUGUAAAAAUUGUUGUAAUGUAUUUACCUUACGUUUCUUGUCACCACCUAAUUCGAAGUGCUUGCAUCUUUUAAGAGGAAUUUGUUUUCUGUACUUACACUCUGUACAUUCCAUUCUUAACACUAUUUUCUUGGUAGUUUUAGCCUAUCGAUGAAAAAGAAAUACUAUUGUAACACAAAUCUUUGUAUUGAUUGAUAAUAUGUAGCAAUGAUAGUAUGUACGAAGAUAUUUUAAAUACAAUUACAGAUUAUAUAUUUGUUUUAUAAUAUCAAAUAUUUUCUUUAUUAUGUACAUAUAACAUAAUCUAUAAAAUAAACAUACCUUCUUUCUGAA